This is a messenger RNA of Loa loa (African eye worm), 1226 nucleotides long. RefSeq names its product haspin protein kinase. Gene Ontology annotation, cellular component: nucleus; cytoplasm. The record is from RefSeq and is a predicted model, not a curated record. The annotation marks the transcript as partial. Gene Ontology annotation, molecular function: histone H3T3 kinase activity. Gene Ontology annotation, biological process: intracellular signal transduction; mitotic cell cycle. NCBI's taxonomy places the organism in Eukaryota, Metazoa, Nematoda, Chromadorea, Rhabditida, Onchocercidae. The transcript has 10 exons.
CGUUUUCCCUUUCUGAAAAAUUCCUUUUGCAACUAAUUAAUUGCCAGUUCAUGAUAUUGCAAGAAAAUAUCAAUGCGGGGAGAUUUGUAGAUGAUCUGGUGCCAAGUAGUGAAUCCAAGGAUAACCGACCCUUUUAUCUGAGAGAAUCAUUUCCUUGGACGGCUGAUUAUGCUAAUAAACGAAAUUAUGUCAAAGAGCUUCUUCAUAUCUGUAAUCAAUCGCAAAUCCAACGUUGGAGAAAAAUCAAGAAAGUGGUUGAUGUAUCGAAAGCGAAGAAAGUUGCAGAGGGAGUAUAUUCUGAGGUCUUUAUUGCUCAGUAUAAAAUGGAGACGGUCAUUCUGAAGUUGAUCCCUAUUGGGGAUAACAAACUGUUCGACGGAUGUUGUAUAAGCUCGUUUCGCGAAGGAGCUGCAAAAUUGAUCGCUCUGAAAGAACUUGCGGAUCUCAGUCAAGUCGAGGACGGAUAUUCUACAGAAGGAUUUGUUCAGCUGAAAGGAGCGAUGGUUGUGAAAGGGCGUUAUCCAUCAUCGAUGAUCAAUGCAUGGAAACAGUACAAACGAAGCAUGAAGUCCGACAAAGUAAAUCCGGCUCUUUUUCCUGCCAACCAAAAUUUCCUACUCCUCUCCGUUGAGAAUGGCGGAAUUAGCCUGAAAGAAUAUGAGAUCACUACUAUGCUUCAAGCAUACAGUAUCGUCUACCAGUUGUUCAUGGCCAUUGCUGUUGCAGAAAUUCGACUGUCAUUUGAACAUCGUGACCUAAACAGCGGGAAUGUUUUGAUUACUAGCGCUGACUGGCAUGAUAUAAUUAGAGGCAAGUUUGACGGCUCGGAAGUAUACAUAUAUGCACACGGUGCCAGAGUCAAAAUCAUAAAUUCUUCUUUUUGCAGAAUGACGAAAGAUGUAUCCUCGAUGUAUUUCGAUUGGACAUCGAAUGAAGAAUUUUUCAUGGGUGAAGGUGAUUUCGAACAUAUCGCCUUUCAAACAAUGCGCAAAAUAAAUAGAAAUACUUGGCGACCUUUUUGGCCUAUGACAAACGUUCUGUGGCUGGCAUAUAUCAUUGAUUUCAUUCAUGAUCGACUGAAACAAUUAAAUGUUGGAAGCUCGGAAGAUCAUGCUGCAUUUUUUCGUCAUUUCAAAUAUUUGUAUCGUUAUGCUAGUGCAUGGAAAUGGAUUCGCGACCACAUUGAUAAUCACAUGAAGAAGGAAGUUAUUGAGAAAGCAGAGUAG